GACCUCGAUUUUUCUCCGUAUUUUUUUCUGAGCAGGACGGCGGCUGGCGGCGCCAUAUUGAAAGAAGAAAAUUGUUCCGUAAAACGCUGAAAACGUGAAAUUUAGCACCAUGCUGUACCUGGAGGACUAUCUCGAGAUGAUCGAGCAGCUUCCCAUGGAUCUCCGCGACAGGUUUACGGAAAUGAGGGAGAUGGACCUGCAGGUUCAGAACGCCACAGAUCAGCUGGAGCAGAAGGUGAUGGAGUUCUUCGUCAAUGCCAAGAAGAACAAACCGGAGUGGAGAGAAGAGCAGAUGGAGGUCAUUAAGAAGGAUUAUUACAAAGCUCUGGAAGACGCAGAUGAGAAAGUCCAGCUGGCCAAUCAGAUUUAUGAUCUGGUGGACCGACACCUGCGUAAACUGGACCAGGAACUGGCCAAGUUCAAGAUGGAGCUGGAGGCCGACAACGCCGGAAUCACCGAGAUCCUGGAGAGACGGUCUCUGGAGAUGGACAGUCCGUCUCAGCCGGUCAACAACCACCACGUCCACUCACACACCACCACUGAGAAGAGGAAGUACAGCGCUCCAACCCACCACACCACAGAACACGUUCCAGAGAAGAAGUUCAAGUCUGAAGCUCUGCUGUCCACGCUCACAUCAGACGCCUCCAAGGAGAACACGCCAGGCUGCCGUACCAACAGCACCUCCUCCUCCUCCACCAACAGCAACGUCUACAGCGUCAACUCCUCCCAGCCUCUGGCCUCCUACAACCUGAGCUCUCUACCUGCCGGUCCCGGAGCCGGAGCCGGAGCCAUCACCAUGGCAGCAGCCCAGGCCGUCCAGGCCACGGCACAGAUGAAGGAGGGCCGGAGAACGUCCAGCCUCAAAGCGAGCUACGAGGCCUUCAAGAACAACGACUUCCAGCUGAGCCGAGAGUUUUCCCUGUCCAGAGACACCAGCGGAUACUCGUCCUCCGCCCUGGCCUCCACCCUCACCCAGACCCUCACCCCCACCACCGCCUCCGACUCCAGGGGCCGCAAGUCCAAAUUUUCCACCAGCAGCCCUCACCUGCAUGGAAACAAGCAGAUCAUCUCCUCUUCCUCUGUUUCCAGGAGCAGCAUCAAGUCUUCCAACCAUCAGUCCUCUUCAUCAUCAUCCUCCUCCUCCCUGUCGUCCUGCUCGUCUUCAUCGGCGUUGGCUCAGGAGCUCUCCCAGCAGGCAUCCACCCUGCCCGAAGCUGAGGCUAACAGCCAGGUGGACUGGACCUACGACCCCAACGAGCCCCGAUACUGCAUCUGUAACCAGGUUUCUUAUGGAGAGAUGGUCGGAUGCGACAACACAGACUGUCCCAUCGAGUGGUUCCACUACGGCUGUGUGGGGCUGACGGAGGCUCCCAAGGGGAAGUGGUACUGCCCUCAGUGUACGGCCGCCAUGAAGAGGAGAGGAAGCCGCCACAAAUAGACCGGCAGCCAUGUUGGAUCUGGGACAGGCAGCCAUGUUGGAUCUGGGACCGGCGACCAUGUUGGAUCUGGGACCGGCGACCAUGUUGGAUCUGGGACCGGCGGCCAUGUUGGAUCUGGGACCGGCGGCCAUGUUGGAUCUGAGGUCAAAGGUGGCUGCAGACAAACACACUGAUGACAGAAACUGUGGAGUCUGGAGCCACAGCGGGGAAAAUGCUUUAGGUUCUGAGAGGAAAUCUGGAAUGAAAUGCUUCAAUACUAAACAUUUAAAAAUUGAAACUUUUAAAACUACAACAAUCUGGCAGGUUUUUCCUACCUUAACCCUGUAAGACCCAAAUAUAAAAUAAGAAUGAGCAAAAAUAAAAUAUAUCAAACUAUAUAUAUAUUCAAAAUAGUUGCUGUUGUGUUUCUGCAGCAGUGGGUUUUGUAGGGUCAAGUCUGACUUUUUUCACAAUGAGCAGCUGAUUAGUCGUUAAGGAACCAAUAAUCAACGUCAAACAUUUCAAACUAAUUUUAAAACAGCUCUGAUCUGAUUGGUUAAUGAGUCACAGCCAGUCAGCUGAUCGUAAACCAAUCAGAUCGAGCCGUUUUAAAAUAUUUUAUUUUAUCGCAAGCCAAGUUUUUCAAAGCAAUAAAGAUAAUCUGACCGUUACAUUUAGCAUUUAGUUUCACUUAAAUCUCAAAAUUAAUCCUGACUUUGUUUGAUCAAAGUUGAAUAAAGUUACAGAGAGAAAACCUGAUAAAUGAUCUCAUAGUUUGUCCUUAUUUAGACGCUUUCACAAACUAUGAGCUUCUUUAAUGUGGAAUAUGUCAGGUUUUUUUUCUCAGAAAUAGACUUUUUUGUCCUAUUUUCUCCACAAACUCGACUAUUUUGGUGCAGAAAAUUCAGUUAUAUUUAUUUGUUUGUCUCAUCAGCGUCUCUCUUUCAAACCACAGAACACUAAAAAUAAAACUUUCCACCGAGACGCCUUCAUGACGUUUUCUAGUUAAACUGUCUGCUGUGGAGCAUUUUGACCAAAUAUCAGCCGGAGAUGAAACUUCAGACGUCAGACUUUGAGAGUUAGAAAGAAGCUGAACCUCCACGGUGGAGUUUUAACUUUCAUCCUAAAAUUCAGACUCAGAAUUUAAAGUGCAACAAAAAUCUUCUAAAAACCUAAAGUUUUGUCUUAAAAUCUGGAAACUUCGACUUUAUUUGUUUCCGGAUUCCUCUCCGUCUGUAGCGUCGAUGUUCAGAUUUAACCUCAGAGCCAGAGUCAUUUUCCCACAAGACCGUGCUCCUCUCAGCAAAAACUACAAACAGGACGAACUGUUGGACUACAACUAUGGCGGCCGUGUCUUUUAUAUGAAACGUGACAGAAGCAGGCGAAGCUGAGAACCCUCUGACCUCCUGAAAUGUUUUACAGAAUGUACAGAGUCAGAACCAAUCAGCUGCAGCCUGGGAGUGUGUGUUUGUGUGUGUGAGUGUUGUUUAUUUGUGUGUUUGUGUCCACAGAUGUUUAAAAAAAGUCCAAUAAAAUGAUGAGGAUGUUUUGGUAAA
Molecule: messenger RNA, 2974 nt
Organism: Acanthochromis polyacanthus (spiny chromis)
Lineage: Eukaryota; Metazoa; Chordata; Actinopteri; Pomacentridae
Gene: ing3
Product: inhibitor of growth family, member 3
Exons: 12
Coding region: 110-1438 (442 amino acids)
Biological process (GO): regulation of DNA-templated transcription
Cellular component (GO): NuA4 histone acetyltransferase complex
Source: RefSeq, a predicted model, not a curated record